UCCUUCAUACUCAGCUGGGAACUACUUACAAAUAAUCAAGAACUAUGAGAGAAAAGUGGAAGGCUCUGCUGCUAUUGCUUCAGCUGCUGGCUCAUUUAAAAUCGGGUCAAGCAAUUUGGUUUCCCUGGUACUUCCAGCGCUACGGACUGGCCCCGCAUUCCUCCCGACAUGGCGGAGGCUACAAAAACAAGACAGACCCCGGGUCAACCUGCCCACCUGGCUACGAAAUGAAGUCAUCAGCGGCAGGAUUGACGGGGGGAAUGGCUGGAUGUGAACGCGUAUCGGGACCGAGAGUUGGAAACGCAGAACGCCUUUGCGACGAUAAUCCCGUGCUGAUGCAACUGGCGCGUCUCUACGUGGUAAGUCCUGAGAGGAUUGUACUGCUCCUGGCGCAGCCCUCCCUAACCGAGUCCUGCGCCGAGAUCACCGAUGUGCUGGGCAACAUACGGAAGUCCAUGCGCAACUGUGUCCUGGCCCCGGACAACAUCUACGGGAGACUGGCGGAUGGGCUGAGCUACUUUCAAUCGGAGGUCUGCGAGGGGGGCGACGGCAGCAACAGGAAGCGAUGCACCGGACUCCAGGAGUCGCACAACUGCCUCAAGGAACUCCGGACGGACAUGAUCGAGUGCGAGGCUCCGGCUGAUUGGUACGAGCGCACGAAUGCCAGCAAGGUGUGCCACAUCUUCAACGAUGUCCUGAAUUGUUACUAUACAAGGGCGGCCUUGUUGUGCGGCCUCGAGGUCGCCAGGCAGCUGAGGUCCUUCGCAGGAGACAGCAUGGGCAGGGCCAUGGUCCACAAGUGCGAGGUCAGCAAAAGGCUGCCCCGUGUUGAUAAUGCCAUGCCGAUCAGCGCAUAUAGUGGGGCCAGCUUAACUUUGUCAUGGUCAGAAAUGCAAUGUGCUUUAAGUUCUUUGGGUGUUGUUAUUUAUUUUGCAGGCAUUAAAUAUUUAUUUGGAUAG
Drosophila teissieri is the source of this 959-nucleotide messenger RNA. RefSeq lists its product as uncharacterized. Bases 45 to 959 code for a protein of 304 amino acids. The record is from RefSeq and is a predicted model, not a curated record. The transcript has a single exon. NCBI's taxonomy places the organism in Eukaryota, Metazoa, Arthropoda, Insecta, Diptera, Drosophilidae.